AUGAAGUUUUCAGCUAGCAUUUCACUUGCUUCCAUAAUAGCAACAGCUAUAUCUACACCCAUUCUCAAGCGUGAAAUUAACUCAACAGCUUUAGAAGAAGAUGUCCUUGACACUUCCAACAAUAACAUCCAAACAGCGUAUGGGAAACCAUUUGCAGUAUACCAACCAAAGGCAUUUAUCGUGUCCAUGUUUGAGCUUGAAAGAGAUCCAUGGUUGAAAGCAAUGGACUUUGUCCACAAUAUUACCAUCCCGGGCUUGUCUCCAGUAUACCCAACAAUCCACUGCACCACAAACUACACCAUUUGUCAAGUCACUACUGGUGAAGGAGAAAUCAAUGCUGCUAGUUCCGUUACUGCUUUAACUUUAAACCCGCUAUUUGAUUUAACAAAGACAUAUUUCUUGAUUGCUGGUAUUGCCGGUGGUGAGCCAGAAUAUACCACUUUGGGUGGGGUUACAUUUGCUAAAUAUGCUGUACAAGUUGGCUUGGAGUAUCAGCUUGCUUAUGAAGAUUAUCAUGAGACAAACUCCAAUUGGACUUCAGGGUAUGUUCCAUAUGGUGCCACAUCGCCACUUGAGUAUCCGGGAAACGUUUACGGAACAGAAGUGUUUGAAAUUAAUGAGAAAUUGAGAGAUAGAGCCGUUGCAUUAGCAUCAAAUGUUACUUUAAACAAUGGUAAUACAUUGAAUAAAAAGUUUAGAAAAUUAUACAAUGAGACUGCUGCUCGUGGUGAUGCCAAAGUUGUCAAGUGUGAUGUCUUAACCAGUGACAAUUAUUUCACUGGAAAAGUGUUGAAUGAUUAUUUUGGCAACUUGACUAAAUUAUUAACCAAUGGUUCAGCUACUUAUUGUUCAACAGCUCAAGAAGAUAAUGCUACAUUGGAAGUAUUGACCAGAUUAGACAAGUACGGCUUAUUGGAUUUUGAAAGGGUUAUGGUGAUGAGAACGAUUUCCGAUUUUUCGAGACCACCAGCAUCCAUGAGUGCUUAUGAAUAUUUCUUCAACAGAACUGAUGGUGGAAUCGAGGCUAGUUUGGAUAACUUGGUUAUUGCUGGAACUCCAAUCUUGCAUGAUAUUAUCCACAAUUGGGAAACGGUGUAUGAAAAGGGACACAGGUAUGCAGCUGAGAAUUAUCAAGGUGAUAUUUAUGGUACUUUGGGUGGUACUCCUGAUUUUGGGAAAUCAUCUUUUGAAGUUGCAUAA
This is a messenger RNA of Lodderomyces parapsilosis, 1200 nucleotides long. RefSeq names its product purine-nucleoside phosphorylase. Gene Ontology annotation, biological process: transmembrane transport; nucleoside metabolic process. The coding region runs from base 1 to 1200 and encodes 399 amino acids. Gene Ontology annotation, molecular function: catalytic activity. Lineage: Eukaryota; Fungi; Ascomycota; Pichiomycetes; Serinales; Debaryomycetaceae. Gene Ontology annotation, cellular component: endoplasmic reticulum. The transcript has a single exon. The record is from RefSeq and is a predicted model, not a curated record.